Nelumbo nucifera (sacred lotus) is the source of this 1178-nucleotide messenger RNA. Its product is annotated as 29 kDa ribonucleoprotein A, chloroplastic-like. Lineage: Eukaryota; Viridiplantae; Streptophyta; Magnoliopsida; Proteales; Nelumbonaceae. Gene Ontology annotation, molecular function: mRNA binding. Gene Ontology annotation, biological process: chloroplast rRNA processing. Gene Ontology annotation, cellular component: chloroplast thylakoid membrane. The record is from RefSeq and is a predicted model, not a curated record.
UUACCUUUUACGUAUUUCUGGUAGCAGGGGUUGUUGCCUUGGCUUCUAGCGCAAUCCGCUAUAAAAAGAAGCUAAUCCUAUGCUCUUUCUAUCCUUGUCUUUCACUCUUUCACUCCUUGUGUGGGAAGAACCUUAUCAGGUGAAAUUAGCCAUGGCCUCUUCUCUCGUCCUCCCAUCUCUCUCUCCCAAGGCCCCAGCUUUCUCUAUAACCAAAAACCCUUCCAUCUGUCUCUUCUCUUCCUCUCUGUCUCUGACCAAUUCCCAGAAUAAACCCAUUUCAGUUUCCUCUUCUUCUCCCUACCAAAUUCUGUCGUCUCGUUUCGUCCCCAAGGUAGCUGUUUCGUCGGAAUUCGAACAAGAAGAGGAGGUUUUGAGCGAUGGAGGCGAAGCUCCUUUCUCUCCUGACUUGAAACUCUUCGUGGGUAACCUCCCCUUCAGCGUUGAUAGCGCCGGGCUCGCUGGUUUGUUCGAACAAGCAGGAAAUGUUGAGAUGGUUGAGGUAAUUUAUGACAAGCAAACCGGAAGAAGCCGGGGAUUUGGGUUUGUGACCAUGUCUACGGUUGAGGAAGUUGAAGCAGCUGUUCAGCAGUUCAAUGGUUAUGAACUUGAAGGGAGGGCAAUAAGGGUGAAUUCUGGACCUCCCCCUCGUAAGGAAGAGUUUUCGUCAAGGGGAUCACGAGGCGGGACAAGUUUUGAGGCACCUCAUAGGGUCUACGUGGGCAAUCUUUCAUGGGGUGUGGAUGACUUGGCCCUUGAGAGCUUGUUCAGUGAACAAGGAAAAGUGAUGGAGGCCAAGGUGGUGUAUGAUAGGCAGAGUGGUAGGUCAAAGGGUUUUGGAUUUGUCACCUAUAGCUCUGCUGAGGAUGUCGACAAUGCAAUUUCGUCCUUGGAUGGUGCUGAUUUGAAUGGCAGACCAAUCCGUGUAUCAGUGGCAGAAGCGAGGCCAAGACGACAGUUUUGAUUGUUAUACCUCUUCAACUUAUUUUUAAGUGAAGAAAGUUAAAACGUUAGGUUGAUUUUAACCCCCAGUCAUUUUAGUUAUUUUUUGUUUCAUUCCUUUAGUCAUAAUAUGCUUUUGUGACCUGUUUUCUCAACUCAUUCACAUGGUUGAGCAGUAAAAAACAUUCUAUUUAGCUGGAAUUAUUAUGUGAUCUUUCCUGGAUAAGUCACUUGUGUUA